Manacus vitellinus (golden-collared manakin) is the source of this 1788-nucleotide messenger RNA. RefSeq names its product hematopoietically expressed homeobox (gene HHEX). Gene Ontology annotation, molecular function: DNA-binding transcription factor activity, RNA polymerase II-specific; RNA polymerase II cis-regulatory region sequence-specific DNA binding. NCBI's taxonomy places the organism in Eukaryota, Metazoa, Chordata, Aves, Passeriformes, Pipridae. The transcript is spliced from 5 exons. The record is from RefSeq and is a predicted model, not a curated record. Gene Ontology annotation, biological process: regulation of transcription by RNA polymerase II; cell differentiation. The coding region runs from base 1 to 789 and encodes 262 amino acids.
AUGUUGUCUUUUGUUUGCAAUACUGGCGACGACCUGUCGAUCACUGUUUCGUUGGCCCAGGUAUCCAGAGGUCACACCGGAAAGCCAAGUCGGAUGAAAAAUCCAUAUGCUGAACGUGUCCCGGGCUCUCUGCCCAUGCCUCCUCUCCCACUAGAUGGCCCUAACACUAAAGGUUGGUCCGAGCUCAGAAGCCCACUGCCGUCGUGUUGGCGCAUCCCCCCCCGCCCAUCCCCACGAAGUCCCCUCUCCGCGGGGAUCUGGGCACUUAGAGAAAGGCAGACGGUUUCUUUGGGGCAUCGCAGUAAAAGAGCAGAAGGAAGCAAAGGGAAGCCGCUGCUAUGGAGCCCCUUCAUCCAGCGGCCGCUGCACAAGAGGAAAGGGGGGCAGGUCCGCUUCUCCAACGACCAGACCAUCGAGCUGGAGAAGAAGUUCGAGACGCAGAAAUACCUGUCCCCGCCGGAGAGGAAGCGCUUGGCCAAGAUGCUGCAGCUCAGCGAGAGGCAGGUCAAAACGUGGUUUCAAAAUCGCAGAGCCAAAUGGAGGCGCUUAAAGCAGGAGAAUCCCCAGGCCACCAAAAAAGAAGAAGUGGAAGGUGCUGACAGUCACGGUGACCAAAGACCAGAGAGCUGCCAGACUCCUGAGCAGAAGGGUAAGGAGGUCUCUCUGGAUGGCUCGCAGUACACCCCCUCGUCGGCCUCCCAGGAGGACCUGGAGUCAGAUGUCUCUGAUGACUCUGAUCAAGAAGUGGACAUUGAAGGCGAUAAAGGCUAUUACAAUCCUACCCAUUAACAGCCCCAUGCAGAGAGUGGACCCUAACUUGGCUUGCACUUUACCAGGGGCUGGUUUGAAAGAAUAUUAUGCUACAGGAGAAAACUUUCACCGUUAAACUGAAAGAAAAGCAUCACCAAAUAGACUCGUUUUAUAAUAAGCAGAGAAAGAAAGAUGUAUUUUCCACAAACAAUCCAGUUUUGGAAGAUCUCUAGUUUGGUUAAAGGAACAUGGUUUGUAUUUAAUUAUUUGUAAAAUAUAUUUGUACAAUAAUCAAUGUUCUAACUGGAAUAUAAUCCUGCACCCAGUCCUUAAGGUGGCGGGGGUCGGGGUGUGUCUGAAUCAGCUGCUGGUGGUGAUCAGGCAAAACUCUCUAGUGUGAAAGUGAGUAUGGAUUGCAGGACUAAGCCCUUUGUAUGUGUAAACAAAUGUCAUUUAAAUAGAUUAAUUUAAACGCCCUUCGCAAGCAGAGAAACAUGUUCUGUGAAAUAGGGAGGGAUUUGGCCAUCCCAAGAAGUGCCUUAUGCUCACACCCUUUUAUAUGCCGUGGUGCUCUCUACUGAGACAUGCCUCCAUUUGUCAGGUAGAGUCUUUGGACAGAUUCAUUUUUCCUCUCGUGUGAGAUGAAAUGUGCCUUCUCAGAUUUUUGAGAACUUUGCCUCACAGACUGAAUGGUUCCAAUUGCAGAAAAAAGCCCCACCCAAACAAACAUCUUUUUCUCCUUUAAAAUCUCUAGCACUAGUUUUUUAUGGAUUUCGUAUUUGAGAAGAAAGUGCAGGGAGUGAUGGGGCCCUGCUGCAGGAGAGAAACUGGCAUCAGGUGUGGGGGUUAAGUGGGAAGAUAAUGCCUAUCAUAUACAUAUCUGCUUCUGUACAUACUUGUUUUCUUUAAAAGUCUUACGGUUUUGUACCUCACGUUGUUCAUAUUUUGUACAUAUUUGUUCAUUGUUAAAAAAAAGGCAAAACCUGAUAUUUAAUUUUUGAUGGUCAUGUCUGUGAAAUAAACCUAAACUCUGCACCA